GUUAUACCUCCUCCUACCUGUCCCUCCCUCACUGGAUCUUCGAAACCUUGACCACCUGCGGCCUUGCCCAUUCCUCAACUUCAAAGCUCAAAUAUAGCCCCCAAAUCCAUCACUUUGUCGAGAAGUUAUAGCAGCAGGCAAACCGUGACAGACAUAAAAUCCAACAAGUCCUGGCCUUUAUUUUCUUCCAAAAACAUCCAACAAAACGAAUAUCGUUUCCUUUCUUGCUCUUCACUCGCCAGUUUAAACCGAGCCAUAUCAUUAUUUAAUACCAUCUGUAACGCUUCGAAACCCUCCUUAAUUUUAUCCACGGCCCACAAUGAAGAUUAACGUUUCAAGAAACAGGUUCUUGCUUUGUUUUCGACCCGUUGUCGACAUGGAAGUCGUCCUAGAAUCCAAAGAUAUCGUCGACCGGUCGGCUUGUAAGGAGAAGACCAUCAAGGAAAUGUUGACUCCAAAGAGAACCUUUUCUCGAGUGCUUCUAUCCGUUAUUUGUGAAGCAAUAUUGGCUAAGAGAGCUCGUGACAGGAAAGUUCAUCGUCAAGAGUCAUGUCAAUCGAUCUACCCUAGUCAUAAGUCGAGCUACUCCGAAAGUUGUCACGAUUUUAGCUACGAAAAAUCAGUGAAUCAGGUAUCCAUGGAUGCUGGUAUUGAUCAAGAAGUUAGAACCAACUCUGGGUUAAUGUCACACUCAAGAUCUUCGUGCGGCUCAAGUACAUUCUGUUCAGGUUCCAUUUCAGAAGAAAAUAAAUCACCCAGAUCUUUGACCGACAUAACAAAACAAGUUGAUUGCAGCAAUGAUCCAGACAUUGUAGAGAAGCCAAAGGAGGAGGUUGAUGACAUGGGUAACUGUUCUAGUUUCGAAUCUGGCAUAUACUUUCUUGCCAUUAGCCUUGUGAUCACCAUCUUGUGGGGAAAGCUUUUUGCUAUUUUUUUCACGUUAAUUUGGCUGUACUUUAUGUCUGGCCGGCACUUUGGUUAUGGCAGACAAGAAAAUGUGAUCAAGUUAGCAGAAACUGAGUCCAGAGAGUACCGAAAAAAGGUCAUAAUCGAAGGGCUACUUGAAAGGAAACACCACCACAGAAGGCAUUAACUAUUGUGACGUGAAAAUUCCCUAUUUCGUCCUUUGAUGUGUCUUUUCCGGUGGCUCUCUGGUUACCAAAUUAAAGCAUUCUCAGAAACCAGGUCACUCUACAGUAUACAGCUGUUUCUUCUGAUGUGCUCUUAUCACUGUACUUUCGGAGAUGAACUAGGCAU
Juglans microcarpa x Juglans regia is the source of this 1257-nucleotide messenger RNA. RefSeq lists its product as uncharacterized. The transcript has 2 exons. The record is from RefSeq and is a predicted model, not a curated record. Lineage: Eukaryota; Viridiplantae; Streptophyta; Magnoliopsida; Fagales; Juglandaceae. The coding region runs from base 320 to 1093 and encodes 257 amino acids.